CAGGGAAUUGUCAACGGGAUCGUCCUGACUUUUGACCCGUACCUUUCAUGAUCGAAGAGACGACCUGUCCAUCGAUUUCGUCCACAGGAUGGCGCCCUCGGCGGAGGCGCAAGAUCCUGGUGUGAUCCUCGAAGACUGGAUCCACCGCACCUCGAACCUCCACGAAGAGAUUCGCUUUCUGCAGAGCGAGAUACAAGACAAGGACCGCGUCUACAUGGAAUGCGUCAAGAGUAUCGAGGAGAGCGACGUUAAAGUUCAACGUUGGAUCCGCGCGAAUGGGAGCCACCAGCACAAUCCCAGAGAGGAGCUGCUGCGCAGCAACAUUCGUGAGAAUUAUGCCAAGGCAGACCGGCUGGCGAAUGAGAAGUUGGCUCUGUCGGAGAAGCUGCAGUUCCUGUUGGAGAAGCAUCUGCGCCAUAUGGACGGCCAGAUCAAGGUUCUGUACGAUCGAGGCGAGCCGGGCUUCACCGACCCGGACGAGUUGCCGUCUGUCCUGCGCCCCAGUGCUGCCAAUCACAGCAUCCCUAGCACCAAGUUCCCGACCACGGCCGCUUCCCAUCCGCUCAACCCCAUCCUCAACCAUGCGGCGCCCAGUGGGGCAAGAAUUUCGAAUCCGCAGGUACGAAGCACACAAUCACUAAUGCAUAACUCGGCUUCGGCACCAGCUACCCCAGCUACAAGCAUGAUCAUGAAUCGCAAGGAGCGCGAAUCCUCCGCGGGCCCUGGCAGUGGUGUCCCUAAGAGAGGGCCCCGAAACAACGGCAGUAUGGGAAAUGUGCCGCCGGCUUCAAGCGGCCUCGCGCGUCACUCGUCCAUGGGGCCUGGCACACCAAAGGCGGGAACUCCAGGCAGCACAGCGCGGGCAGGUAGCGUUGGACCGCGAGGAACCGUCAAAUCAGCCGGUGUCCGCAAGAGCACCCCGAGUGGCGCCACAGGGCGUAAGAAGCCCCCCAGCGCCAAAUCGGGCCUGAACCGUGUCAAACAAGCCGGUCGAUCUAAGGGCUCGCCGACUUCAACUCCCGAUAGCGAACUCUCUGAUGCCGAGUCAGCGCCUAGUUCGCGCGCAGCCUCUAGAGCAGGCAGCGGCACCCCGGCACCUGCUUCGGCUAACACUACUCAUCUGCCUCAUAAGCGACCACCCAAGCACCGUGAGCUUAAUAGCGACGAUGACAUAGUGGAUCGCGAUAGCAACGACGAUGCCAGCUCUGACAUUGACGAAGAUGAUGAAGAGGGCAAGAAGUACUGUCUAUGCCAGCACGUGUCGUAUGGCGACAUGGUGGCAUGUGACAAUCCGAAUUGUCCUUACGAGUGGUUUCACUGGAACUGCGUGGGGCUCAAGAGCGAGCCGCAGGGGCGCUGGUUCUGCCCUGAGUGCACCGAGAGCUUACGGAAGAAGGGCAAAUGAAAUCACAUGGUGAAUAGUUCAGACUGGGCGAAUUCUUUCCAUUUAUCCUACCCCAGCACCCAACAUACUUCAGCGCUUGUUGCUAUGCUGGAGCAUAUUGGCUGACUCCCUAACCCACGAGCAACCACCGCUGGAUCCUGUGGUCUUGCUGAUGUA
This is a messenger RNA of Pseudomassariella vexata, 1561 nucleotides long. RefSeq lists its product as uncharacterized. The transcript is spliced from 2 exons. Lineage: Eukaryota; Fungi; Ascomycota; Sordariomycetes; Amphisphaeriales; Pseudomassariaceae. Gene Ontology annotation, cellular component: Rpd3L-Expanded complex; nucleus; Rpd3L complex. Gene Ontology annotation, biological process: regulation of DNA-templated transcription. The record is from RefSeq and is a predicted model, not a curated record. Bases 89 to 1405 code for a protein of 438 amino acids.